This is a messenger RNA of Poecilia latipinna (sailfin molly), 1538 nucleotides long. Its product is annotated as protein slowmo homolog 2. The transcript is spliced from 6 exons. The coding region runs from base 109 to 690 and encodes 193 amino acids. The record is from RefSeq and is a predicted model, not a curated record. NCBI's taxonomy places the organism in Eukaryota, Metazoa, Chordata, Actinopteri, Cyprinodontiformes, Poeciliidae. Gene Ontology annotation, cellular component: mitochondrial intermembrane space.
GCUACAAACACCCAAAGCAGGGCUGUAGUCGGUUGUCGUCCUUCCCCCUCACGGUCACGCUGUCUCUAGUCACCGGCUCCCGAGCUUCUGACGGAAAAGCCUGUAAAAAUGAAGAUCUGGGCGUCAGAGCACAUUUUCAAUCACCCAUGGGAGACGGUGACCAAAGCAGCGAUGCAGAAGUACCCCAACCCGAUGAACCCCAGUGUGUUUGGUGUUGACGUUCUGGACAGAAAUGUUGACUCAGAUGGACGGCUACACAGCACCAGACUUCUCAGCACAGAGUGGGGGCUUCCCGCCAUAGCCAAAUCUAUCAUUGGAGUAACGAGAACAUGCACGUAUGUUCAAGAGCAUUCAGUCGUGGACCCUGAGCAGAAAACAUUUGAGCUGCAGUCAACAAAUAUCUCCUUCACUAACCUUGUAUCUGUCGAUGAGAAGUUGACAUACAAGCCGCAUCCAGAAGACCCUGGAAAAACGGUGUUGACUCAGGAGGCGCUGAUCAGUGUAAAAGGCGUCAGUCUGAGCAGCUAUCUAGAGGGACUCAUGGCUAACACUAUAUCUGUUAACGCCAAUAAGGGUCGGGAGGCGAUGGAGUGGGUCAUCAGACGGCUGAACACUGAGAUCGAGGAGCUAGCAGCCACUGCUCGUGGCUCCAUGCGCGUUCCAAUGGCAGCCGCUGUCACCGAAAAAUGACCUCUGCAUUUCUUUUUAAUGUAUUUUCUGCUUACUCCAGCACCAUUAACUGACAGACUGAAACAUGCCCCCGUUUCCCCCCCCCUCUAAUCUGCCAAAACAGCCUAAAACCGACCGUCCCGUCCUCUGGUCCCACACAUGCUUGUCUGGAUUUUUCCACGAGAACUUGGUCCGUUUUUCCUCAGCAAGUCUGCACCGACCGUCUCCACUCGUUUCUGAGGAGAAUACCAGGGAACACUGAGGUGGUUUAGAAAAACAGGGUUGACUCAGACUGAGCUUGAAGCUCACAGGACUGUCGUUUUGUGACAUGGAAGUGUUUUUAAAAAUGAUUCACACUGUGCCUACACAUCCACCCGGCAACGCCAACUUUUCCGUCCCCCUCGUUUUUCUCCGGCUGUAACAUUUCAUUGUUAUUUCAAAGCAUUUUUAGACUGACUGACCACUUAAUCCAGUUCUAAAAGCUGUCAGAGCAGACAGGCUGUAGGAUCAACUGGAAGCUAAAAAUCUCAGCAGCUGCUCAUAUUUUGAGGUUACAUUUCUCUGUUUCCUGCUUUUUGUGCAACAGGGUGUGUUUAAAUUGGACCUAGUCUUGUUGUGGUACUGAAGAGGUGGAGUCGGUGAUAGAAAAGACAGGUUCUCAAGGUACUUGUAGAAAUCUGACACUGCCGAUGUGCUCUGAUUGCAGCGGUCCAAAGCCAGCCAUGAGCAGAAGGUGGCGCCGUAGAGUAUUGUUCCUAAGAGAGGAGGAGCAGCUUUGAGCUUCUCAAAACGAUUACAAUGUGAUGCAGGUGCUGGUUGAUCAGCAUAGUUGAUUGGUCUCCUCUUUUUUGCAGUCUGUCUGAUCUAUU